GUUAAAAGUGAAGUGAAUCCAUGCAUUGAAUACCAAACAGUCAAUGACACAUUGAUCGACAUGGAUCGAGAUGGUACAUGUGGAAGUGGGCCGUGCAAACCGUUCCCAGAAAGUUCUAUACCUUCUUGGUACAGAAUAAAUGGGACUUUAAUAGGCAAUGCUGUGGCAUUGGAAAUUCCAGGCUCUUCUUCGUGUGGUGGAAUUACAAAUAUAUGGAUAAAUGAUCACCUACCUGGACAGAACGAUGGGAUCAAAGGUGUAAUUGCUUGUGGAAGUACCAGUAAAGGAUGCUGUACAAUACGUAAUAGAAUUCGCGUAAGAAAUUGUAAAUACUUCUAUGUUUUUGAAUUCGGUCGGCUAUCACGACGUGAUGCUAAAUACUGCUUCAGUGAGUUCAUAUGUAAAUUAUUGUCAUUGUUAAUAUUUUAUACCCAUGUCGACAAUUUGAAAAACAAAAUACAUAUAUGUGUUGCAGACCAUGCUUUGGGUAGAGCGGGUGUUAUAUAAAACGUAUAC
Molecule: messenger RNA, 516 nt
Organism: Ruditapes philippinarum (Manila clam)
Lineage: Eukaryota; Metazoa; Mollusca; Bivalvia; Venerida; Veneridae
Exons: 2
Coding region: 61-507 (148 amino acids)
Source: RefSeq, a predicted model, not a curated record